This is a messenger RNA of Dicentrarchus labrax (European seabass), 1227 nucleotides long. RefSeq names its product olfactory receptor 10J5-like. The coding region runs from base 103 to 1035 and encodes 310 amino acids. Gene Ontology annotation, cellular component: membrane. The record is from RefSeq and is a predicted model, not a curated record. Gene Ontology annotation, molecular function: olfactory receptor activity; G protein-coupled receptor activity. The transcript has a single exon. NCBI's taxonomy places the organism in Eukaryota, Metazoa, Chordata, Actinopteri, Moronidae. Gene Ontology annotation, biological process: G protein-coupled receptor signaling pathway.
UGAGCAGAUGAAUAUGAGUGUACAUUUGACAUUUAAAUUAGUAAAAAUCUAUACAAAUAAAUGUAGCAUUGCAAAUUGUUCAUCCUGUGCAAACUUAAACAGAUGAUCAUGACAAACUCUUCACAGGUUUCAUAUUUUACUUUGGCUGCUUACUCUGAUAUUGGGCUCUUUAAAUACUUCAUUUUCAUGAUUGUUAUGUUAUUAUAUAUUUUAAUUGUUUGUGCCAAUCUUUUGCUCAUUGUGAUUAUCUGUAUGAACAGAAGCUUACAUGAACCUAUGUACAUAUUUCUGUGCAGCCUGUUUGUAAAUGAACUGUAUGGUAGUACAGGGUUGUUUCCAAUGCUUCUGGUUCAGAUUCUCUCUGACAUUCAUAUUAUUUCUGCUCCCUUUUGUUAUGUGCAGAUUUUCUGUUUGUAUACUUAUGUAAAUGUACAGUUUUAUAGUUUAGCAGUCAUGUCUUAUGACAGAUAUCUUGCUAUUUGUUAUCCUCUACAAUAUAACACACGUAUGACAUCUAAUAAGGUAGCCGUGCUUAUUGCUCUAUCAUGGUUUUUCCCUCUUCUUGCGAUUGUUGUCAUGAUAUCAUUAAAUACCUCUUUACAGCUGUGCGGUCACAUUAUUAACAGACUGUACUGUGACAAUUACUCUAUUGUGAAAUUAGCAUGCUAUGACAAUACAGUCAAUAAUGUGUAUGGAUUAAUUUACACUUUCACUGUAUUAUUUGGUCUUACAGUACUUAUCUUGUACACUUACAUUAGGAUUCUUCGAGUUUGUUUUUCUGGUUCCAAACAGACCAGACAGAAAGCUGUCAGUACCUGCACACCUCACCUCGCUUCUCUGCUUAACUUUUCCUGUGGCUGUUUCCUUGAAAUAGUGCAGAGCAGAUUGAAUAUGAGCAAUGCACCGGUUAUACUGCGCAUUUUUUUAUCUUUAUACUUUCUGAUUUGCCAGCCGCUGUACAACCCACUUCUAUAUGGACUGAAUUUGACAAAAAUCCACAUAAUCUGUAAAAAUAUUUUAUUUGGUGAAAUGUAACGUAUUGUUGUUGAAAGUUACAUACCGGUAGUUUCUUUUUCUUCCAUUGUGUUGAAAUCUAAAAUGUUAUGACUGUUUAUUGUUUCCCUACAUUAUGAUAUUGUGAAAGCAACAGCUUCACCAACUUGAAAAAAAAAGCAAAAAUGUGUUUUGAUGUAACCAAAGUUGACAAUAAAGUUGUUCUUAAUACUA